AUAAAUUACAUCGCCUCUUUGUUAUCUGAUAAGCUGCUAAAAAGAGAAGAGAAUAGAAUUGUGCGUUCAUUUCUUUAGAAAUCACGUGCUUAAUUUUUUUCAAGAUCGAGUGUCCGAUACAUUUAAAGUGAAUGUGAUUGUCAAUGUUAGUAAACUUAUGUUAGUGAUAUUCUUGCGAAAAGUAAAUCAUAUUCAAAGUUUGUAUACACAGAAGGUCGCGAGUGAUAGUUCGUAGCUGCACAAUAGAAACGGAAAUACUGCGUAAACGAGCAGUCGAUACAACUCGAUAAGUAAAAAGUCGGCAGUUUGUCAUUAACAUAUCAAACAUUCAAUUUGUGAUAAUUAUCGUAAGACUUAAUUAGAGGCUCAUAAAUUAACAAUUCUCGUGAUAUUUGUAUUGUUGUUGUUUAUGUGUCAUCGACAUAAGAAGUGUUAAAUUAUUAAAAAGAGAACAUGAAACCAAUGACAAGUUUGCAGUCACAUGACUGAAUGUCGGCGGAAAGUAAUCAACAAUAAAUGUAAUUUAAACAAUCAUCAGACCAGACAUUCACAAUAAAUGAAAAUAAUAAAUUUGAUAGACGAGAACAUCAUCUAAUAGAGAGAAAAAUGUGUAAAUGUUUUCAGUUAUGCUGGGAGGAUCUAUAUUGGCAAUGCUAUGAGGAGAAAUAUGGCUAUGAUGAGAGCAUUGCGAAUUACGAUCCGUCACAAGACGAAUAUUCUGCUAAGAAUGGACACAUCACAGCGAAUGGAGAUGUGGCCAUAACAUCACAACCAACUCACAUUCAACGGAAUAUCUCCAUGAAUAGUGCAAAAAUUCACGAAGAUGAUCAUAGACGAGAAAUUCAAGUUGCAAAUGUAAACCUCGCACCAGAAAUUGUCCAAGUUUUUGCGAACUCGCAGAUUUUCCAUGACCACAAGCCGCUUGUUACAAAGCCAGUGUCACCACAGCCUGCUACAUUUUCUAUUGGAGCACCAAAGAUUAUAAAAUCGACUAGCGACAAAGAUUCAAAUAAACUUUUAAAACAUUUGGAAGAAGAAAACCCUUCACAUGCCACUCCAAGCACGCCACCGACAAUCAUUGAAACGCCUGUAAUUGAUGAGGAAUAUGAUCAAGUUGAUGAAGUCAUUAUACGUCCCAAUUACUUGCGAUCAGUAAACUCAACUGCUAAUCUACGUCCAGUGAAUAGAAGUCUGGCAAAUUUACAAAGUCCGCCAUACAUUAAACGAAAUGCAAGUGAAAAUGACAUUUUCACAAUUGCCACGACAGCAGACAAUAACGACGUUAAUCGGUUAAGUAUGACACCAGAAGUGCCGUCAAUUACUUUCAGUACUCUUCCUAAUAAUUACGCAGUUACUCCGAAAAUUGAUAAAUACAGAAAAGAACCACCGACACUUCUCGAGAUUCAAACAGCAGAAAUUAAAAAUUCAAUGGAUGAUUUCUCGAUGCCGCGGUAUUAUGGAAAGUCUGAUUUGAUUCUUAACAGAAGUUUUGAAGCCACUGGCUCUUCAAAUUCCAUUGGAUCAUCUGGCUCGUCUUCGUCGCAAUCCAAGAAAACACACGACAAAGGAAAAAGAUUAAAGAAUUUUAGAGCUCACUUACCGCCUUUGACGAUUCAUUCGAAAGAGAAAGUUGAAAAAGAGAAAUGAAGACAUCAACAAAGUCAACAAUAAAUUCCUUUUAGAUUUGUAAGACUUUAUCUGAACAGUAUUGUUUUAGGAUACGAGUUAGCACUUUAAGAAUUUUAAGAUUUUAGGUGAUGGAACUUCACUAAACAAUAAAAUAAAAUCAAAUCUCUU
Molecule: messenger RNA, 1797 nt
Organism: Clunio marinus
Lineage: Eukaryota; Metazoa; Arthropoda; Insecta; Diptera; Chironomidae
Source: the annotation of a GenBank genome assembly